Messenger RNA from Hyposmocoma kahamanoa, 4348 nucleotides. RefSeq lists its product as uncharacterized. Lineage: Eukaryota; Metazoa; Arthropoda; Insecta; Lepidoptera; Cosmopterigidae. The record is from RefSeq and is a predicted model, not a curated record. The coding region runs from base 15 to 4250 and encodes 1411 amino acids. The transcript is spliced from 13 exons.
UGUUACUGGCGACUAUGGCUCGAAUCGUGUUGUUUGCUUUGGCCCUCUUAGCGGCAGGCGGGCUCGCUGAGCCUGUCAAGAAGGUCCUGCCUCAGAAGAUUGCGGACCCAGGUUUCCUUCAGAAACAAGUGGAGCUCUGGUACUUGUUCUUCCACGUCCAUGAGCCAACCUUCGUUCAGGAACAAAAGACAAUCGUUGAUACCUGGGAUAUUGAGAAGAACAUUGAAUCAUACAGCAAUGUGACAGCCGUCAAAAUCUGCGCCAGGCUGAUUGAAAAUGGUUUGCUUCCUCGUGCUGUACCUUUCACCAUUCUUCUCCCCGAGCACAGAUUUGAGGCGGUGACAUUAUUCAACGUUCUCUUCUCCGCUAAGGACUACACCACCUUCUAUAAGACUGCCGCUUACUUUAGGGAACAUGUUAACGAAGGAAUUUUCGUGUACGUUCUGACUACGGCAAUUCUCCACCGCCAAGACACUCAGGGCAUCGUCGUGCCACCAAUCUAUGAAAUCUUUCCGUCUUAUUUCCACAACGGCGAGAUUGUUACCACUGCCCAGAGAAUCAAUACUCACGGCAAGGCCUGGGCGAAGCAAAACAAUGUUGUGAUUAGGUGGAACGAAACCGUGUGGCCGUACUUUAAUUAUGACAACGUAUUAUCUUAUUUCACUCAGGAUCAUGAACUAAAUACAUACUACUACAAUUUUCAUAUGGCUUAUCCGUUCUGGCUUGGUGGCGAGACUUGUCCUCUUGUUAAGGACAGACGUGGAGAAUGGUGGUGGUUUAUACAUAAGUCGAUCGUAUCCCGCUACUACAUGGAAAGGUUAUCAAACGGACUUGGUGAGAUUCCUGAGCUUGGUCUCGACGUUGUCCAAGAAGGUCACUUCUCUGGUCUCGUUUACCACAAUGGUAUCCCAUACCCAGUAAGGCCUAACCACUACCACCUCGACCAGCCCUGGUUGAUCGAUGAACUCACUUGGAUCAGCGACUAUGAGCGUCGCAUCCGUGAUGCUAUUGAAAGUGGAUACGUUGUCAACGCCCAUGGUGAGCACGUUGACAUCACCAAAGCCGAAGCUAUAGAUAUCCUGGCAAACUUGAUUGAAGCCAACGUCGACUCUCCCAACACUCACUACUAUAGAGACUUCAUUACCCUGUGGAAGGGUGUUCUUGGCGGUUCCGUAGUCCAUGAACACGUUGUACAUCAUAACAACAUACCGCUUGUUCUGCCUACCGUCUUGGGACAUUUUCAGACUUCUCUCCGUGACCCCGCCUUCUGGAUGAUCUGGAAGCGAGUGCUGAGGCUGUUCACUUUGUGGCAGGAGCGACUUCCUGCUUACAAGCCUGAAGAACUUGCUCUGCCUACUGUUCAAAUUAAAAAGUUUGAGGUAGACAAGCUUGUGACAUACUUCGAACUCACUCAUGUGAACGUCACCAACCAUCUCCACUUGGAUGAGGAAGAACGUCACAGGCUGUAUAACGAUGUCAGCGUCCUUGUUGAGCGCCCCCAGUUGAACCACAAAGUCUUCCAAGUCCGUUUGCAUGUAAAGAGCGAUGUUGCCAGCACUGUUGUCGUUAGGUUCUUCCUUGCUCCCAAAUACGACAGCUAUGGCUAUGAAAUUCCUCUGCACAAGAACUCUGAGAACUUUUUCUUGGUCGACCGGUUCAUAUAUGAUUUGCCUCAGGGUGAGACUGUUAUCAAACGAGACAGCACUGAGAAUAUAAACAUCAUUAACGAUUGGCCUACUGGUUGGGAGACCCUUGUCAAGGCUGAAAAUGCUCUUCGCGGCGAAGGUCAAUUUGUUCUUGACCAGACACACAAAUGGACUGGCUUCCCUCAGCGCUUUAUACUUCCUAAAGGUCGUGUUGGCGGUAUGCCUUUCGUCUUUGUGGUUCACAUCACAAAGUACCGCGCGUCUAAGGUGCCCUACGGAACAGGUUUCGACCCGGCCACAUCUAUGGGGCUUGGUUCUGGUGCUAUUCGCCUUACCGACGAUCCUCUUGGCUUCCCAUUUGACAGGCCGCUGCACUCGUGGCAGGUUGAAAAUCUUCGUAACUUCCACAUUGACGAUGUUACCAUCUACCACAAACCUACUCCUGAAAUCUAUGUACCUUUCAGAGGAAAGGCACAGUUCACUCCUCGUUCGGGAAUAAUGAAGUCUGUCGUCAUUCUAGCCGGUCUCGUGGCCAUUGCCUUCGCGGCAAAUGUGCCUUCCCAACACCAUACUCCUGUACUAAAACAGGUUGACGGGUCCUUCGUAACUCGUCAGAAGCAGGUGUUGUCUCUCUUCACGUACUACAAACAAAAUAACCCUGAAGCUGAGUGGUACAAAAUUGGUCACGAUUACGAUGUAGAAGCUAACAUCGAGAAUUACACUAACAAGAAGGCAGUUGAGGAGUUCCUGCACCUCUACAAGACUGGAUUCCUGCCGAAAUAUGAAAUAUUCUCGAUCUUUUACGAGAGGAUGAGGGAGGAGGCUAUUGCUCUCUUCCACUUGUUCUACUACGCUAAGGAUUUCGAUACCUUCUACAAAACCGCGGCUUGGGCCCGCGUGCACUUGAACGAAUAUCAAUUCGUGUACACUUUCUACAUCGCUGUUAUCCAUCGGCCAGACACAGAGGGCUUCGUGCUGCCUUCUCCUUAUGAAUUAUAUCCUGAGUUUUUCACCAACAUGGAAACCAUGGCCAAAGUUUACCGUAUAAAGAUGCAGGAUGCUCCCAUCGUACCUGAAGUCGCUCGCAACUACGGCAUUGUCAAAGAGGACAAUUACUUUGUCUACUAUGCCAACUAUUCCAACUACUGGACCUAUGGCAAUGAGGAGCAAAGACUGUCUUACUUCACCGAAGACAUUGGUCUAAAUGCUUAUUACUAUUACUUCCACUCGUACUUCCCCUUCUGGAUGGACGGUGGGAAAUACGAAUUCCUGAAAGAUCGUCGUGGUGAAUAUUAUUACUUCUUCUACCAGCAACUUAUGGCUCGUUACUACGUGGAACGUCUUUCAAACGGAUUGGGCGAAAUUCCCGAAUUCACGUGGUGGAAACCAAUAAAGUAUGGAUACACACCUUUCUUGUCUACUGUGAACUAUCCUUUCAUCCAGAGGAAUAACUACUACUCCAUUCCUGCUGAAAAGUACUAUGAGGAACUACAGUUCUUGGACACUUACGAGAAGACUUUCACGCAGUACUUGCAGAGAGGCCAGUUCAAGGCUUACAACCAGGAUGUUGAUUUCCACAAAUCUAAGUCAAUCAACUUCGUCGGCAACUUCUGGCAAACUAAUCCCGACCUGUACGAGCACGCCGGACCUAGGAACUACUUCCGUUCUUACGAAACCACUGCCCGCCAUCUUCUUGGUGCUGGUCCUGAGCCUCUAGACCAAUACACGGUUCCGCCCUUCGCCCUCAACUUCUACCAGACCUCCCUGCGUGACCCGAUGUUCUACCAGAUGUACAGCAAGAUUCUCAAGUACUUCCUGCAGUACAAGGAGUAUCUAGAGCCGUACUCUCAGAACCAACUCCGCUACUCUGGUGUAAAGAUCAACGACGUACAUUUCGAUAAACUUGUCACCUACUUCGACUUCUAUGACUACGACAUCACCAAUGGAAUCUACAGGAACACCGAGGAAUUCAAGACCAUGACUCCUAGGUACAAGGUUCGUCAGCCGCGUUUGAAUCACAAGCCUUUCACGUUCACCUUUGAUGUCAAGUCUGAUGUUGAAGGAGAAGCCGUGUUCAAGGUAUUCUUAGGACCCAAGUACGACAGCAAGGGUUACCCUAUCAACAUUGAGGAUAACUGGAUGAACUUCUAUGAACUAGACUGGUUCACGUACAAACUGAAAUCUGGCCAGAACAAGAUUGAACGCCAUUCCAAGGAAUUCUACUACUACAAAGAAGACUCUGUGCCUGUCACAGAUAUCUUCAAGUACCUUGAACAAGGUAAGGUGCCUUUUGAAAUGUCUGAGAAAUGCGAACACUUCCCUAACAGGUUGAUGCUCCCGAAGGGUACUGACGGUGGCUUCCCGUAUCAAUUGUUUGUGUUUGUCUACCCAUACGAGGCUCCCAGCGAGGAGUACAAAGAACUCGGUCUAAUUGACAACAAACCUUUCGGCUAUCCAUUAGACCGCCCAGUGUACGAGCCUUACUUGUACCAACCUAAUGCGUACUUCGAGGAUGUGUACAUUUAUUUCGAGGGCGAGCACUUCCCUUACUCUAUGAAUAACCCCUUUUACGUUCACGACAAAAACUUCGUUCCCAAGAACUAGAAGGAGAGAGAAAGAUUUCAAAUAGUGUUCCAUUGGAACUUCACAUUGGAUAUGUAUGCUGAUAAAACGUUAUAGAAAUAAACCAAUUUUAUACAUUA